Molecule: messenger RNA, 3700 nt
Organism: Pseudoliparis swirei
Lineage: Eukaryota; Metazoa; Chordata; Actinopteri; Perciformes; Liparidae
Gene: gramd1c
Product: GRAM domain containing 1c
Exons: 18
Coding region: 1-1980 (659 amino acids)
Biological process (GO): intracellular sterol transport
Cellular component (GO): endoplasmic reticulum-plasma membrane contact site; endoplasmic reticulum membrane; plasma membrane
Molecular function (GO): sterol binding; sterol transfer activity
Source: RefSeq, a predicted model, not a curated record
AUGACAACUCCCAUUAAUGCAGCAGAGCAGAUGGACCAGGUAUCCAACUGGUCCGGAGUGGCCGGUGAUGAUGUUACAGUUGAGUCGACGUCCACAGUGGAUGUGAAGUUGAGCUCUGAUGAAGAAGAGAGCUCCGACCCUCAGGGACCGUGUCUCGCCUCACCUCAAACGCUUCUGACGACCUACAAACAGAGGUUGGAUGAAUUUAAGAGAUUGUUCAAAGAAGUGCCAGAGUCAGAGAUACUCAUAGCGGACUACCCGUGUGCCCUCCAGCGGGACAUCCUCCUUCAGGGACGCCUCUACCUCGCAGAAAACUGGAUCUGUUUCCACAGCAUAGUGUUUCGGGGUACAACGAUUAUACUGCCUCUUAAAGACAUCAUGACUAUGACCAGAGAGAAAACGGCUCGUCUGAUCCCCAAUGCCAUCCAGAUCUGCACAAGGACAGAGAAGUUAUUCUUCACAUCCUUCUCGGGAAGAGAGAAAAUUUAUCAGGGCAUUUUCCGCAUGUGGCAAAACACGCUGUUGGACAAGCCUCUGACCAGCUUGGAGUUGUGGCAGAUGGUCAGACAGCAUUAUGGGUAUGACCUGGGCCUGAGCCACGAGGAGAUGGACAGUUUACAGAUAUCGGCAGAAUCAAGCAUGCAGACGAGCCUGACAGUGAGGCCCGGUGGCGACGAUGGUAUCGGGAAGCUUGAGCACCCUCGGUCCCUCCGCCUCCCUGGGAUGGAGCAUGGGCCUUUGGAGACCUCCUCUCCUCAGAGGGAGGACUUGCCUUCCCCUCUCGGCUCUCCCAACAUGAACGGCUCUCGUAGUCCUGCUCCCUCGCUGGACCGCCUCGCCCCAGAGCGUGUUUCCAAAAACUCCUCGCUCUCUCUUGACCUCAACGCCAAUGAGAACGACGUGUCUGAGCAGAGCGGUUCAGAAAGCAUCGAGGACGUGGAGGAGCGAGUGGGUUUGCCCCAGGUACAUGGUCGACUCGACCUGAACAAGGUGUUCCACAUCAGCGCCGCCAAGAUGUUUGAGCUGCUCUUCAGUGACUCCAGCUUCACCCGCAGGUUCAUGAACCUCAGGAAGACAACCAACUACAGCUUUACCGCUUGGCAAAAAGAUGCCUCAGGAAACAUGAAGAGGAGUCUGAACUACACAGUAACCAUCAGCAACCCUCUGAUUGGCAAGUUCUCCACCGCUACAGAGAACCAGAUACUGUACAAAGAAUACAAGGAUGGUCAGAAUUACCUGGUGGACUCUGAGGUGUACACUCAUGACGUUCCCUAUCACGAUUACUUCUACAUAAAAAAUCGGUACUGCAUCAUAAGUAACUCGAAGCGGAAGUGUCGACUAAGGGUUUAUACCGAUGUGAAAUACAAGAAGCAGCCAUGGGGCCUGAUCAAGUCUUUCAUCACAAAAAACUCCUGGAGCGGCAUUGAAGAAAAUUUCCGACAGCUGGAGAUAGAACUGCUGGAGGAGGAAGCAGAGUUGAAUCGAGGAGGUGGAGACUCUGGGAAGACGGGUGGGCUUCGGAGGAGGAGGCGGACUUUUAGCCGGACUCCGCCAGAGCACAUGAAGCCCAACAAGCAGUACGGACCAGACCCUGAACAGCACAGUGAUGGCACCAUGGGUCCCGUAGAAAUGAACAACCUGCACAAAUGGAACACUACGACCUUAGUGGCUGGCAUGAGUCUGAUUUUGCUGAUGCUGAUGGUGAUGAACAUGGGUCUGUUUUUCAAGUUGUGGGCGAUGGAGGACGUGGCCCACCGCAUGUACCUGACCACAAAGCAUCGGCUGAGGGACAGGGCUGAGGCCAGCUUAGCCCCCGAAUAUGGGCCACAACGGGGACCGGAGUAUGGGACCAGAGAGGAUGCGCAGCUGCUAAAAACUGUACUGCAGGACUCCAUCAACCUUUUAGAACAGCUCCGCAGCUCUCUGAUAAUGCUGCAGCAAACCUUUUCUUUGGCCAAUCGCACAGCAGCUCCACAGUGAUGCUGCACAGAGAUGCUUCACACAUGGCGACUGCAGAAUGCCUGUCCCCGGCCCUGUGGAGGAACAAAAAGACUUUAUAGUGAUGUGUCUCUGUUGAAAUCUCUGGUAUCCAGUGACGUUGCCAUGUGGACUUCCCCAAACCACUGACAUAUCAUUUGUUGGCAGGGGUUACAGGUCCCAAUGCCUGUGGCGGGGCGGGGCCUCAGGUGCCAGGAUGUUUUUAGCGUUGUGGACUAACUGCUGCAAGGAGCAGGAGUUUUAGGUUUCUGGAGGCUGCUGUUGUCUGCUCCCUCGGCUGGUGUCUUUUGAACUCUUUCCUAAAAUGGUGGCAUUGAACUUCAGCAAACACCUUACUAUGUGCUGAUGAUCGUGCCACACCAAAUGAACUUUUGGAAAUGCUUUUACUUUUUGUUUUAUUCCAGGGAUGUGAAUCUAUAUUUAAAACAAUUUCCUCGAUGUACUCUUUUUGCACAUUUUUUAAUUUUUACACAAUUAUCUCGUAGCUGUGUUUUUAAUAAUACUGUAUAUGAGCCAAAUCUGGUGCUGUUGACGAUGGGCCUUUUUCCUUUUCACACCACUUGAUUAAUUUUCCUCAUACUUCAUGUAUUUUCUUCUACACUGUGAACGAAGUAUAAUAUGUUGGUUUAAUUUAAAAGUCUACAUGUUGGGUCAGUGAGACUCAGGUUAUCUCGCACUUUGCUUUCACACUGUUAACACUAGAGGCAUGCUUGAUUUGUUAUUUACAUGAACACAAUUGUCUUUUUUUUGUUAAUCACUUGUUGGUCACAUGCCCCUACAAUUGUCAAGUUUGUUUACAGUGUUUCUAACGCCGUAAUUUGUGUGCAUCAUUUUGUACAGCUGUUUUUACUUCAAGCCAACUCUGCAAGCGACCACGUGUUUGUUUAUUUUAAACAUUUUUAGGCAUAUUGCAAUAAAUAAACACGAUUUAUUGCCGUAAUCAUGAGCUGUGCUGCAGAGAUUUUGAAGGUACACCCUUCGAGCUGAAAAUGAUUAUGUUCAUAAAUUAUUUUCUUGAUUAAUUAUUGUCUAUAAAAAGCUCUCAAUAUUAUAAACUAUAAAAUAGUGUUCAUAAAAGGUCCAUCAAACCAGCUGACAUUUUGGUUUAACCAACUUAUUCAGUUUUCUAUCAUAGGAGACCAAAAAAAACUCCCUAAUUUAAACAUUUUAGAAGCUGUUGAUUUUAAUCAUUUUACUUUAGGAGUUACUGAAUCGAUUACAGACCACUGCAGGCUUUAAAACAAGCUCAUGAUUCUAUAUUGGCUAUUAAAUAGUGUGUUUCUUUGCCUUGUGAAUUAUCUAUUUAUUAUUCUUAAAGCUGAUCUGCCUCAGAACAAAGGGAAAUUACCAUGUUGCUCUUCACCAAGUGUCUGACCAGACAGAGUACUAGACUUCAUUGUAUGAAGCCAAGAUUUUUUGAUUGUUUGAUUUGUUUUGUUGUAUGAUGCUGGGAACUGCACACUGUCCGCUACUGCUGAAAACAGAAGUGGAAAACUAAAUGGGAGUAAAGCCCAAUGUGUCUUUGUCACAGGUGAAAUACAAGACUAUUCAGACAUUCUUUAAUUAUUUACCACUAGCAUGUCCUUGUGUACUCCGAGAGGGACUACCACAUUGCCUCUGUAGGAUAUCUAAUACUGGCAAUUAGUUUAUAUUGAAAAUCUAUUGUUGUAGCCUAUGGACUUUAAUAAAAGAGUAUAUACUA